AUCAUCAACGAUGUUCACAAUAUAGGACGGGAGGCAGAAAAAUCAUACCUCGAAAUCUUGCAGUCCAGAAACGAAUUGGAACCAUCCAGCGCAGACAAGGGCACGAAGAAGGAGUUGGGACCAGCGAAAAGAAAGACCAGGAAUGAAGACGAUGAUCCCAAAGAAGUAGGCAAGAAAAGCAGGGAGAGCGAAAUGCAUCUGGACAUAACACCACUAACGAAAUCAGCAGCAAACAGCCAGGAUACAUUGCCAGAGGAGGAUUCGGACAACACCCUUGAGUGGCUGGACGAAUACAUAGACUUGCUGAAGGCACGCAGAGCGCUGGACUUGGAAAUCAGACUGGCACAUGCAAGACACAUCAGUAUUCUGAAGAAAGAGUCGAGCACAAAUGCCGCAGGUGGAUUCCCAACCACCACAAACCGCUAUGAAGCGCUGCCAGCAGAGAACACCUUUUCGGAAUUUCUGGCCCCGCAAUACGUUGAUCAACACAAUGAUGCAAUGGAAACUGACAGCAGCACAAGCACCUCACACACAGCCCCUCAAGCAAAAGAGCAAAUCAACGAGUGGCCCGAUUCUUAUCURUGYGAGGACACAAACAUAGUGGGCACAAGCGAUGAGGAACCCCCMAAAUCCAUCAACACCAAGGARCAGGAAACAGAGGAAAUGAAAAUGAUCUCCCUAGCAAACAACUUGCUCAGGCAGAAGAGGAACCUCAAGAAGGRAAAACGGAGRCAGAUUGCCAUUCKGGAGAGGCAAACAAAUUUUCUGCAAGAGMAAAAUCUUGAGCUGGGAGCAGAGACUCRUUCCCUCAACAGAAUCGCAGACAACACCCCACAGGAUCUKRCAGUGRCAGCUACACUGGACGCACGCACCCUCUCUCCCACAAUCCCCUUUUUGCCAUUCYGUUACAACUCAGACAAAAAGGAAUGGCAGAUUGCAGUCCGGUCCUCGAUGGGCAUCAUCACARCUCAGGAUUCAYACACACGUCCUAAGUUUGCAAGGACAAACAUCUCAGAUGACCGCCCCCUGGCCAUGAAAGUGAUAGAACACGACAGUCUGCAGGUGUUCUGGGAUGACGACAGCGGGGAAAGACGGCUCAGUGACCUGAGACCAGUGCUGGUCCUCUAUGAUCAGCAAGCUCGCCUGAGGGAGAACCUGACAUGGAAAUCCUGGGAGUUGAUUUGCGAGGUACCCUACUCACUGCUGGGCCAGAAGGACGAAGUGGACAGAAUCGCCUUCAGCACARCGGCCUUCAUGAGAGAGGAAUGGUUGGGCAAAGAUGAGGAGGAGACCCUGRGGAAAUUGAAGAAGGACAAGGAGAAGAAAGAGGAGAAGAAGAAUGAGAAGGAUGAGAAGGAGAAGAACACUCCCCUCCCCCCUACUUGAGCCAUCUAUCAGUCCCACAUCAGGCUUGACCGUUUCAGCUAGUAAUGGAAGACCUUUCGAAUGACCAACCUGAAAGUGGGACAAACAACAACGCAAAAAGAUUCAGACCCACAACGGAAUCAGACAUACUUAAAGAAAUCAGAAAACAACCCGAAAUAACUUGCGUGUCUUGGAACCUCAACGGUCUGGCCUCCAUUCUAGAUAACCCAAUCAAAUGGAGAAACCUUACUGAAACCAUAGGAUGGUUUGGACCCAACCUCCCAGACAUAACAUGUCUCCAAGAAACACACCUAACCAAUAGUAAUGAUCACAAUAAACUACCAUUAGCCAUCACCAGGAAACUCACCCACGUGAAAUCAGCCUUAUGGGCCAAAGCAGCAGAUAACGGUUCAGCAGGGAUAGUAAUCCUUCUCCAUCAAAAAUCAACAGCUAGCGAAGCAAUAAAAAUCCAAAACGUCA
Molecule: messenger RNA, 1845 nt
Organism: Chara braunii
Lineage: Eukaryota; Viridiplantae; Streptophyta; Charophyceae; Charales; Characeae
Source: the annotation of a GenBank genome assembly